AUGGGUUCAAAAUUUAAUAAUGUGAUAGCUGACCUGAAUCAAUUUGAGUUUGGAGGCAAACUGCAAGAUGAGGGUUCUGUUGUAGUGAAGAGGUUGUAUGAGAAAAACUUUAAGAGAGUUGCACAGUUCAUGAAUGAAAUUAAAAUCCUAGCAAAUUUAGAUCAUCCAAAUCUUGUGACAUUAUUUGGAUGCACCUUUGGCCACACCCGUGAACUUCUGCUUAUAUACGAGUACAUUCCUAAUGGAACCAUUGCCGAUCAUCUUCAUGGUCAACGAUCCAAACCUGGAAAACUCCCUUGGCAUAUUAGAAUGAAUAUUGUUGUGGAGACGACAAGUGCAUUGAAAUUUCUUCAUCAAAAAGACAUCAUCCACCGAGAUGUGAAAACCAACAAUAUUCUUGACAAUAACUUUUGUGUAAAAGUGGCCGAUUUUGGAAUCUCACUUCUUUUCCCAGAUCAUGUCACUCAUGUUUCAACAGCUCCACAAGGGACUCCAGGUUAUGUGGAUCUCGAGUACCACCAGUGCUAUCAGCUUACCAAACAAAGCGAUGUCUAUAGCUUUGGAGUGGUGCUGGUUGAGCUGAUAUCGUCCUUGCCUGCUGUAGAUAUUACAAGGCAUAGACAAGAAAUCAAAUUGUCCGACAUUGUCAUCAACAAGAUUCAUAGUGAGGCACUGCAUGAGCUUGUGGACCCUAGCCUUGGGUUUGAAUCGAAUUUCAAGGUUAGGAAAAUGAUAAAUGUUGUGGCAGAGUUAGCAUUUCAGUGCUUGCAGAGUUCCAAAGAAAUGAGGCCUUCUAUGGAAGAAGUGGCAGACACUCUCAAGGAUAUACAGAGUGAUGGCAAACAUAAAAUCAAGCCUGAGCUAAUGGAUAUCACAGGCACAGUUGAUGAUGCUGUGUUGCUGAAGGAUGACCCUCCUCCACCAUCACCUGAUUCUAAUGCGGUGAGCAAGUUGACAACACCAAAUGCUAGCGGAUAA
Glycine soja is the source of this 978-nucleotide messenger RNA. RefSeq names its product LEAF RUST 10 DISEASE-RESISTANCE LOCUS RECEPTOR-LIKE PROTEIN KINASE-like 1.4. The coding region runs from base 1 to 978 and encodes 325 amino acids. The transcript has 2 exons. Gene Ontology annotation, molecular function: protein kinase activity; ATP binding. Gene Ontology annotation, biological process: protein phosphorylation. The record is from RefSeq and is a predicted model, not a curated record. NCBI's taxonomy places the organism in Eukaryota, Viridiplantae, Streptophyta, Magnoliopsida, Fabales, Fabaceae.